Molecule: messenger RNA, 1458 nt
Organism: Parascedosporium putredinis
Lineage: Eukaryota; Fungi; Ascomycota; Sordariomycetes; Microascales; Microascaceae
Source: the annotation of a GenBank genome assembly
AUGGCGGAUAAACUCCCCGCUAUCGAGGAAUGGCCGGACUACAGUGUCCAGCCUCUCGGAGCGGACCCCAUGCUCUUGGAUGUUAAUUCCCCAUAUAACAAGGGCGAUCUCUGUUUUCUCACCAUCUCCGCCAUGCUCUGCUGGCAAAUUACCCCAGCCAUUGGCUUCCUCUACGCCGGCAUGCAUCGCCGCAAGUCCGCCUUGACCAUGGUCUUCCAGUCUCUAUUCUGCGCCUGUGCCGUGGCGAUCCAGUUCUGGUUGUACGGCUACUCUCUCUACGAGGCCCAUACCACCAAUCCUAUCCUUGGCGACCUAUCCAAGGGCGUCUUGCACAACGUCCUUGCCUACCCCAGCUUGGCUAACUCGGAUGUCCCCGAUAUUCUCUACGCCACCUUCGGCGUCACAUUCGUGACGUGCACCGCCAUGAUCUUGGCUGGCGCUAUGCUGGAGCGCGGUAGGCUAUUGCCGAGUACCAUUUUUAUCCUUUGCUGGACGACGUUUGUAUAUUACUUCCUUGCGUACUGGGAGUGGAACCCUUCCGGCUGGCUUUUCAAACUCGGCGUGCUAGAUUUUGCCGGUUCGGGCCCCGUCCAUAUCGCUAGCGGCUUUGGCGCACUUGCUUGGUCGUUCAUGCUCGGCAAGCGUAGGGACCCCUUCGGAGAGAGUCAUCACCCUAAGCUUCCUCACUUCAAGCCUCACAACCCCUUCCUCGUGGGCAUUGGUACUGUCUUUGUCUGGUUUGGUUGGUUUGCUUUCAAUGGUGCCAGCACUGGAAACUUGAGCAUCCGAAGCAUCUACGCCGUAAUGAACACCAACCUCUCCGCUAGCGGUGGCGGUAUCACCUGGGUCCUCCUAGAGUAUGCCCACACACGGAAAUGCAGCAUUAUUGGGUUCUGUUCGGGCAUCAUAUCUGGCUUGGUCGGCAUCACCCCAGCAGCUGGUUUUGUGCCAGUAUAUACCUCUACCCUCAUCGGCUGCCUCACCGCCAUUGGCAGCUUUUAUUGCAAUAAAUACAAGUACCUCAUCUCCAUCGACGAAGGUCUCGAUAUCUUUGCUCUCCACGGCAUGGGCGGCGUGUUCGGUGAUAUCCUCACGGGCUUUUUCGCCGCGCCGUUCGUGAAUGCUCUCGACGGCAUCACCACCACCAAUGAGGGAGGCUGGUAUGUUCGCAACUUCAAGCAGAUGGGCUACCAGCUCGCCGGUGCCCUUACCUGCGCUGCCUGGAGCUUUUUCGUUAGCUGCAUACUGCUUUUCGUCAUCAACAAGAUCCCCGGCCUUCACCUCCGCGUGCGCGAAGAGGAAGAGCUACAGGGCUUGGAUCAAAAGUAUUUCUCGGAUUGGGAGGCGGACGGGUUCGGAAGCCCUACUCAGGGCACUAUCUCUGGCCGGUUGAUUGGCCCUGAAUCACAUGCCGCGACUCGCGUAGUCACACCUACCGACGAGCCUAAGCAGGACUAG